GUUCCCCGGGGGUCUCCGGCGCUCUGUUCUGGAGGCGCCUGUCGGUUGCGCCCCAUCGGUCGCUCCUUUGACGGGGCGCCGGGGCCAGCCCCUAAACCCUGGAUUCCUGGGUGCCGUGCCGCCUGUUGUACGCGCGCCGGGGCCGGGCAGCCGGGCUGCGGGCAGAGACCCGAGCGCGGCGUCUGCCCCACGGUCCCUGAAGUGUCUGGUCGGGGAGCCGGAGAUUGAGCUGGGGCUCGGCGGCGCCAGAAGGGGGCCUCGGUGGGAUGCGAGUGGGGGGCGCGGCCUGCAGAAUUUGGGUUCCUGGAGGUGCUUGCGGCGUGAAGGCUGGGCCCGGGCAGAGGAGACCACCAUCCUGUGCUCGAGGAGGGCUAGGAACUGUCAGCUAUGAAACCUACGCAGUGGAACAUCAUGCUGCUUCUCCUGCAGGGCGUGUGAUGAGGAGCGGAGUCUGGCUUUGGAGUGCUCGGAACCAGAGGAAUUGCCGAGGACUCGGAGCCCAGCCCUGACCACUAGAGAGCCCACAACACAAUGAACAAAUUGAACUUCCACAACAACAGAGUCAUGCAAGACCGCCGGAGUGUGUGUAUUUUCCUCCCCAAUGAUGAAUCUUUGAACAUCAUCAUAAAUGUUAAAAUUUUGUGUCACCAGUUGCUGGUUCAGGUGUGUGACCUACUGAGGCUAAAGGACUGUCACCUGUUUGGACUCAGUGUCAUACAAAAUAAUGAACAUGUCUAUAUGGAGUUGUCACAAAAGCUGUAUAAGUAUUGUCCAAAAGAAUGGAAGAAAGAGGCCAGCAAGGUACGACAAUACGAAGUCACUUGGGGUAUUGACCAAUUUGGACCUCCCAUGAUCAUUCACUUCCGUGUACAGUACUAUGUGGAAAAUGGCAGAUUGAUCAGUGACAGAACAGCAAGAUACUAUUAUUACUGGCACCUGAGAAAACAAGUGCUUCAUUCUCAGUGUGUGCUCCGAGAAGAGGCCUAUUUCCUGCUGGCAGCCUUUGCCCUGCAGGCUGAUCUUGGGAACUUCAAAAGGAAUAAGCACUAUGGAAAAUACUUUGAGCCAGAGGCUUACUUCCCAUCUUGGGUUGUUUCCAAGAGAGGGAAGGACUACAUCCUGAAGCACAUUCCAAACAUGCACAAAGAUCAGUUCGCACUGACAGCUUCCGAGGCUCAUCUUAAAUACAUCAAAGAGGCUGUCCGACUGGAUGACGUUGCCGUGCAUUACUACCGAUUGUAUAAGGAUAAAAGGGAAAUUGAAGCUUCUCUGACCCUUGGAUUGACCAUGCGGGGAAUACAGAUUUUUCAGAAUUUAGAUGAAGAGAAGCAAUUGCUUUAUGAUUUCCCCUGGACAAAUGUUGGAAAGUUGGUGUUUGUGGGUAAGAAAUUUGAGAUCUUGCCAGAUGGCCUCCCCUCAGCCAGGAAGCUCAUCUACUACACGGGAUGCCCCAUGCGCUCCCGACACCUGCUACAGCUCCUGAGCAACAGCCACCGUCUCUACAUGAAUCUGCAGCCUGUGUUGCGCCACAUCCGGAAGCUGGAGGAAAAUGAAGAGAAGAAGCAGUACCGGGAGUCUUACAUCAGCGACAGCCUGGACCUCGACGUGGACCAGCUGGAGAAGCGGUCCCGGGCCAGCGGGAGCAGCGCGGGCAGCGUCCGGCACAAGCGCCUGUCCCGCCACUCCACCGCCAGCCACAGCAGUUCCCACACCUCAGGCAUCGAGGCGGACACCAAGCCCCGAGACGCGGGGCCGGAGGACAGCUACUCCGGCAGUGCCAUCCACCGCAAGCUGAAAACCUGCAGCUCCAUGACCAGCCACGGCAGCUCGCACACCUCCGGAGUGGAGAGCAGCGGCAAGGACCGGCUGGAGGAGGACUCACAGGACGACGAGAUAGAGAUGCUGGUUGACGACCCCCGGGACCUGGAGCGGAUGAAUGAAGAGUCCCUGGAAGUCAGCCCAGACAUGUGCAUCUAUAUCACCGAAGACAUGCUCCUGUCGCGGAAGCUGAAUGGACACUCUGGGUUGAUUGUGAAAGAAAUCGGUUCUUCCACCUCCAGCUCCUCAGAAACUGUCGUCAAGCUUCGCGGCCAGAGCACUGAUUCUCUUCCGCAGACUAUAUGUCGGAAACCAAAGACCUCCACUGAUCGACAUAGCUUGAGCCUGGAUGACAUCCGACUUUACCAGAAAGACUUCCUGCGCAUUGCAGGUCUGUGUCAAGACACUGCUCAGAGCUACACUUUUGGGUGCGGCCACGAACUGGAUGAGGAAGGCCUGUACUGCAAUAGCUGCUUGGCUCAGCAGUGUGUCAACAUCCAAGAUGCUUUUCCAGUCAAAAGAACCAGCAAGUACUUUUCUCUGGAUCUCACUCAUGAUGAAGUUCCAGAGUUCGUUGUAUAGAGUACGUCAGCACGCAGCUGGCUCCACGGGCAGCCUUCUGUUUGCUGGAGGCUGGAAAGCCAUGGAAUUGUGCCAGAUUUUCUUCACCCCAGAACAUAUAGCUCUUUCUUGAUGAUACUUGCGAUGGAAAUAAAAGCCUUGGGACAACUGCACUUUAAGUAUCACACAGAGAUAAAAGAACUACAAAGAAUGUACACCAAGACCAGUGCCCAGAAGUUCAUGAUCCUUUGGAAGGAAAUGUGCUUUACUGGUUACCAGGCCUUCAGAACAUUGAGUCGUGGUGUUUGUUCCUCAUUUUUGUUUCUUCGUUUGAUUACACGACAUCACAUUUUUUUAAAUCAUGUGGAAGAUGUUGUUAGGUUUAU
This is a messenger RNA of Neogale vison (American mink), 2765 nucleotides long. It is a transcript of the gene FRMD6, whose product is annotated as FERM domain containing 6. The record is from RefSeq and is a predicted model, not a curated record. Gene Ontology annotation, cellular component: cytoskeleton; cytoplasmic side of apical plasma membrane. The transcript has 14 exons. Bases 532 to 2400 code for a protein of 622 amino acids. NCBI's taxonomy places the organism in Eukaryota, Metazoa, Chordata, Mammalia, Carnivora, Mustelidae. Gene Ontology annotation, biological process: positive regulation of hippo signaling.